Molecule: messenger RNA, 316 nt
Organism: Staurois parvus
Lineage: Eukaryota; Metazoa; Chordata; Amphibia; Anura; Ranidae
Source: the annotation of a GenBank genome assembly
UGAGUCAGAGAUAGACAGGGGCGGACUGACAACUCAUGGGGCCCCCAGGCAAUAGGGGAUCAUGGGGCCCCUGUGUCCUUGCCCAAACUCAAAAAAGCCUAUGAAAAGGGUACCAGGGGCAUCUCAUGCUGACCCCGGGCCCUCGGGCAGUGCCCGAGUUUCCAAAUGGCCAGUCCGCCCCUGGUCUGAAGAGAGUAGAGUAGACUAGUAGGACUAACAGAUUUUUAUGGAUUUUACACAAUUGACUAGCACGUUACAACCUAACUUCAGCUAACACUUUUUUUAAGCAGUUACAGAAACACUUUUUGUCCUUUUA